GAUGCUUUCUGAAGCCAGCAGUGUGGGAAGAGAGGUCUGGCUGGGAGUUAGGGAUAGAGCAGGACAACUCCAAGGCUCCCCUCUGGCAGCCAGACGUGCUCAUGAAGGCUCCUCGGUGAGGAGGGUGAGGCUCAAAGAGCAGAGUUCCUAGAGAGCCCCCAGCAGGCCUGAAUUGCAGUUCCUGUGCCCUGGCACUAAGACUGGCACCUUCUGCGGCCCAUGCCUUUCGCCUGCAUUGCCCACUGAAUCCCACUCGACUGUCUUCAGCCUGGUUCACACUGAGGCCCAGCCCUCUCCCACUGGCCCGGAGCAGGCCCACCUUUAGGAGGGCGUGAUGGAAAGGCCCCUGGAGGAUGGGGAUGAGUCCCCAGACUCCCAGGGCCAUGCCACCGACUGGAGAUUUGCUGUGUGCAGUUUCAGGGAUGCCUGGGAAGAGGAGGAACCUGCUUCCCAGAUGCACGUUAAGGACCCGGGUCCUCCAAGACCACCAACCGGGGCCGCCCAGGAUGAGGGGCUACAGGGCAGCCCCUUGUCUAGGAAGCUUCAGUUACUCCUGGCUGCAGAUGAGUCGGGGGAUCCCCAGAGGGGCAAAGUAGAAAGCUCCUCUGUCCUGUCGGAAGGGCCAGGUCCCUCUGGAGUGGAGAGCCUCCUAUGCCCCAUGUCCUCCCACCUCAACUUGGCACAGGGUGAGGGUGACACCCCAGGGGUAGGGUUGGUAGUGGACCCAGGUCCAAGCAGGGUGAUGCCAUCUGACUUGAGCCCUGGGGGAUUGGACAGCAACCCUGUGGGCCUUGGAGACCCUUUAUCAGAGAAAUCAUCAAAGCUGCUGGAGGCAGCCCCCAGUGGAUCCAGCCUCCCUAAGCCUGCUGACUGCCUCCUGGCCCAAGACCUCUGUUGGGAGCUGCUGGCCAGUGGUAUGGCCACCUUGCCAGGGACUCGCGAUGUCCAAGGCCGGGCAGUACUGCUUCUGUGUGCCCACAGCCCAGCCUGGCUUCAGCCUGAGUGCAGCAGCCAGGAACUCAUCCGCCUCCUGCUGUACCUGCGAAGCAUCCCCAGGCCCGAAGUACAGGCACUGGGACUGACAGUGCUAGUUGAUGCCCGAAUUUGUUCCCCAAGUUCUUCCCUCUUCUCUGGGCUCAGCCAACUACAAGAAGCAGCCCCAGGGGCCGUGUACCAGGUGCUGCUAGUGGGAAGCACGCUGCUGAAGGAAGUGCCUUCCGGGCUGCAGCUGGAGCAGUUGCCCUCUCAAAGCCUGCUGACCCACAUCCCAACGGCAGGACUGCCCACUUCACUAGGAGGAGGCCUGCCUUACUGCCACCGGGCCUGGCUGGAUUUCCGGAGGCGGCUGGAAGCCCUACUGCAGAACUGCCAGGCGUCUUGUGCCCUGCUUCAGGGGGCCAUCGAAAGUGUGAAGGCUGUGCCCCAGCCCAUGGAGUCUGGGGAGGUCGGUCAGCUGCUACAGCAGACAGAGGUCCUGAUGCAGCAGGUGCUAGACUCGCCACGGCUGGCAUGGCUACAAUGCCAGGGGGGCCGGGAGCUGACAUGGCUGAAGCAAGAGGUCCCAGAGGUGACCCUGAGUCCAGAUUACAGGACAGCAAUGGACAAGGCUGACGAGCUAUAUGACCGGGUGGAUGGAUUGCUGCACCAACUGACCCUACAGAGCAACCAGCGAAUACAGGCCCUAGAGUUGGUCCAAACACUGGAGGCCCAGGAGGGCGGACUACACCAGAUUGAAGUGUGGCUGCAGCAGGUGGGCUGGCCAGCGCUGGAGGAGCCUGGGGAGCCCUCGCUGGACAUGCUGCUCCAGGCCCAAGGCUCUUUUCGGGAGCUGUACGAGGUUGCCCAGGAGCAGGUCAGGCAAGGGGAGAAGUUUCUGCAGCCACUGACUGGCUGGGAGGCGGCUGAACUGGGCCCCCCUGGGGCACGCUUUCUGGCCCUGCGAGCCCAACUGACUGAAUUCUCUAGGGCUUUGGCCCAGCGGUGCCAGCGGCUGGCGGAUGCUGAGAGGCUGUUUCAGCUCUUCAGGGAGGCCUCGAUGUGGGCUGAGGAGGGGCAGCGAGUGUUGGCAGAGCUGGAGCAGGAACGCCCAGGGGUUGUGUUGCAGCAGCUGCAGCUGCACUGGACCAGGCACCCUGACUUGCCUCCUGCCCACUUCCGAAAGAUGUGGGCUCUGGCCACGGGGCUGGGCUCAGAGGCCAUCCGCCAGGAGUGCCGCUGGGCCUGGGCACGAUGCCAGGACACCUGGCUAGCCCUGGACCAAAAGCUUGAGGCUUCACUGAAGCUACUACCAGUGGGCAGCACAGCUAGCCUGUGUGUCAGCCAGGUCCCCACUACACCUGCCCAUCCUCCCCUGAGGAAGGCCUACAGCUUCGAUCGGAAUCUGGGGCAGAGUCUCAGUGAACCUGCCCGCCACCGCCACCACGCGGCCACUAUUGCUGCCUGCUGCAGACCAGAGGCUGGAGGAGGUGCCCCGCCCCAGGCAUCCCCUACUGUGCUUCCACCGGGCAGCUCUGACCCCAGGAGCCCCAACAGGCUACAGCUGGUGCUGGCAGAGAUGGUGGCCACAGAGCGGGAGUAUGUCCGGGCUCUAGAGUACACUAUGGAGAACUAUUUCCCCGAGCUGGAUCGCCCUGAUGUGCCCCAGGGCCUCCGUGGCCAGCGUGCCCACCUCUUUGGCAACCUGGAGAAGCUGCGGGACUUCCACUGCCACUUCUUCCUGCGUGAGCUGGAGGCUUGCACCCGGCACCCACCACGAGUGGCCUAUGCCUUCCUGCGCCAUAGGGUGCAGUUUGGGAUGUACGCGCUCUACAGCAAGAAUAAGCCUCGCUCUGAUGCCCUGAUGUCCAGCUAUGGGCACACCUUCUUCAAGGACAAGCAGCAAGCUCUGGGGGACCACCUGGACCUGGCUUCCUACCUGCUAAAGCCCAUCCAGCGCAUGGGCAAGUAUGCGCUGCUGCUGCAGGAGCUGGCACGGGCCUGCGGGGGCCCCACGCAAGAGCUCAGUGCGCUGAGGGAGGCCCAAAGCCUUGUGCACUUCCAGCUGCGGCACGGAAACGACCUGCUGGCCAUGGAUGCCAUCCAGGGCUGUGAUGUUAACCUCAAGGAACAGGGGCAGCUGGUGCGACAGGAUGAGUUUGUGGUGCGCACUGGGCGCCACAAGUCCGUGCGCCGCAUCUUCCUUUUUGAGGAGCUGCUGCUCUUCAGCAAGCCUCGCCAUGGGCCCACAGGGGUUGACACAUUUGCCUAUAAGCGCUCCUUCAAGAUGGCAGACCUUGGUCUCACUGAGUGCUGUGGGGACAGCAACCUGCGCUUCGAGAUCUGGUUCCGCCGCCGCAAGGCCAGGGACACCUUUGUGCUUCAGGCCUCCAGCCUGGCCAUCAAGCAGGCCUGGACAGCUGACAUCUCCCGCCUGCUUUGGAGGCAGGCCGUCCACAACAAGGAGGUGCGCAUGGCUGAGAUGGUGUCCAUGGGUGUGGGGAAUAAGGCCUUCCGAGACAUUGCCCCCAGCGAGGAAGCCAUCAACGACCGCACCAUCAACUGUGUCCUGAAGUGCCGAGAAGUUCGAUCUCGGGCGUCCAUUGCCGUGGCCCCGUUAGACUAUGACAGCCUCUACCUGGGGGCCUCGAACUCCCUUCCUGGAGACCCUGCCUCUUGCUCUGUUCUGGGGUCCCUCAACCUGCACCUGUACAGAGACCCAGCUCUUCUGGGUCUCCACUGUCCCCGGUAUCCCCCCAACUUCCUGGAGGAAGCAGCACUGGAGACUGAGGCAGAGCUGGGCAGCCAGCCCUCUUUGACUCCUGAGGACUCAGAGGUCUCAUCCCAGUGCCCAUCAGCCAGUGGCUCCAGUGGCUCUGACAGCAGCUGUGUGUCAGGGCAGGCCCUGAGUAGGGGCCUUGAGGACUUAUCCUGUGUCUGAGCUUGGGACUGGACGAGCAGUAGAUCCAGCAGCCUGCAGCUCCAAGGAACAUUGCCUCUCUGGAUCUGCUGUGACCAGGGUGUGGCGGACACCUGGGCCUCCUCCAACCUACGUGUGCAGCACUGUUGACUACCCUUUCUGAUGUGUGUGGCCAUCGGACUAACUGGCACGGGGCCUCUCUAGGGGAGUCUGGUUGUAGAGCCUGAAUAGGCUCCUGGCCCCAUGACCCCUUCUCCUGUCCUCAGCUCCCAUCCCAGUUGUGGGUUAAGAACAGGCUAGAGCAGACAUUGGGUGUUUUCAUGCUAUAGGCUGGUGGGGGACCAUGUGCCUCUGGGCAGUGACUAGGCUGCCCCCACCCCUCAGGAAGAACAUAGGUGGGCUCCUAGCAGCUGAUCCCCAAUCCCUGGACUUAAAGCUGAGCUGUUACCAUAGGGGCAGGUCCACCUCUACAGGGCCCUGAUGCUUGCCUGUCCUGGCCCCCAGGCCCAGCCACUUCUUUACGGGGGCAUUUUGGUUAUUUUGACUUGAUGCCUUUUGAAUAACUUUCAACAGAGUUGUCUAAAAUUAUCUUACUGGUUGUUAGGCCUUUGGUGUCUCAGAGAAGGAGUCUAGGUCUUUGAUGUGUGAUUUACUGUUUUAUUUGUUUAUAAUAAAAAAUAGACUGAUAUGUACCCACUGAUGGGCACAUGCA
Mandrillus leucophaeus (drill) is the source of this 4607-nucleotide messenger RNA. It is a transcript of the gene PLEKHG4, whose product is annotated as pleckstrin homology domain containing, family G (with RhoGef domain) member 4. The transcript has 23 exons. The record is from RefSeq and is a predicted model, not a curated record. Gene Ontology annotation, molecular function: guanyl-nucleotide exchange factor activity. Bases 335 to 3916 code for a protein of 1193 amino acids. NCBI's taxonomy places the organism in Eukaryota, Metazoa, Chordata, Mammalia, Primates, Cercopithecidae.